UUCCAUGAGGAAAAAGAGAUCAUCGUGUUGGACACUCGGAGAGCGCCCUGUUGCUCUGUGGAAGAUUCGUUCACAUCUAUACCCUAUUAUAACGGAAGGGGUUGAAGUUCACGUUGUGUUAUAGAGGCAUGGGUUGGAAUCCCCUCUCUCACCCACACCCUCUCAUGGAUAUUGCGUGACCCAGGCGAUUUACGGAUAACCCGACAUAGCAACAGUUUCACAUUCAACCUUCGGAUCACAGAUUUGCAUUGAAAAGUACACGUUCUCCAUUGAAACAAUAUUCGAAUUUACUACAAACAUUAAUACACGGAGCCGAUAUUUGUAAUAUUGUUCCGGACAAUGAACGUGUAGCCUAUAUCAGGUGAUUUAUGGCAAUACGAUCGAGCACCUGUCAUGCUAAGUCGUGUAUCAGCAUUGAAGUGUAAAUACCGGUGUUGUCGCAAAUACAUGCCGCCGUGGAUCUGCCAUGUUGUCGGAACAGAUCAAGUCGAUUUACAUUGGAUUGGGAGUUCACCGACUGACAAGCGACAAGAAUUAACGCCAUUACAUCGAUCAGCGAGGAUACGCACACACGACCAAUUCAUCUGACAUAUCCGCGGAGUUAAAAGUACAUCGAACGAUUACGAUUGUCAUCUACAAAAUCCGACUUCAUCCGAAUGGCUGUAUACACUUCUGUGAUGUUUCCGAAGGAUAACAGCGGUGGUUUAUGGGUUUUUUAAAUACUAUAAUUGUGAUCCCCACAUGAUUUGGGUUUCUUGACCACGUAAGUAAAAAGGCAUUGUUUGAUUGUUCUGUUCUGAUAGUGUGUCAUUAUGCAACAAGGGCGCCUACACGAGCUGUUGACGUUUGAACAAUAGCGCCGAGCUCUAUCAAAUGUGAUCGAAUGUUUGUGCUUGAUUGAAGCUGACUUGAUUAUCCUGUUGUGUUCUAUGCGAAUGACUUGGCUGCAGGUUAUAAACGAGAUUCUGGACGCGGGAGGCACUGCCUCACACAAACAACCUGCGAAAUUAUCCACGGACUCGCGCAAUAAUAUUGAUUCCGUCGGGAAGGUGUGACGGCAAACAGCUUCAAACGCUUUUUAAACGCUCGGCAAUCUUGCCUCAGUUGGAUUUAUUAUGCAUUGCAGGCGUGCAUGACGAAGUUAUUUCACGGCUGACUACGCUGAUAAGCUUCCAGCUUACAGUCUGUCCGAGGAGUGACCAGGUGGGUCAAGCAGUACCUGAGACAUGCUGAACCAAGGUGUUGCCUGGCUGGCUUCAGGGUACAGACCUGGUCAGCAACAGAAUUCCGACAAUGCUUCCAUUCCGGAAUCUGAGGACAAUAUACGUAUAUCAGAGGAAGAGGUGGCACGGAGGUACCCUGAAUGGGGUGGUCACCCCCAGCCCCCACCCCCAUCACCUACCCAGCGGCGGGCACAAAGCGCCAGGGCCAGGAGCCUCAACAAGACAGAAGAGACGAAGCAGGAAGCGGCCAAGUUCAAGAGACCGGGCAGCGCGCGGCCCUUAUCCGCUGGGAGAGGGGUGCCGAAGAAAAGGGCGGGUAGUGCUGGGACAACCCGGUCCCUCCCUGUCACCCCAAGGCAGGGGAGACCUAUCACGGGAUAUUUCAUUCCAAAGGAUCCUCGGACUAAACUGAAGAUUGAUUUCCACCCUGAUCCCAAUCACCAAUAUAUGGACCGCCAUUCUAGGUGCUUUGAUACCAGUCACAUCCACGACCCACUGCUGUCGUACCGACCCCGGCCGUCGUGUCGAGCUGCCUGGGUCCCCACGGGCACGCGUCCCGGGUCCUCGUGCAGCGCUCGUUCAUCGUACGUGGAUCACUUGAGUAAAAUCCAGCGUUACACGGACAACCACAGGCCGCAGACAGCGCCAGGCACGAGGAAAGAACUCCAGAUUUUAACAAAGAGCAAUUUUGUCGUGCGAGGCAUCAAGCCCCACUUCUGCAACUUCGUUCAAGGGGUGCAGCUACAUGAACGGGACAUCAACACCCAACCCAACAGCCGCCAUGGCGAUGGCGGUGAUGACAAUGACGAUUAUGACAAUGGCACGGUGGUUGAGUCGACCGAUGGAAUAUCUCUUGGUCAGUGGCGACACCAUCGCUCAUCCAGGAGUGGUACGGAGGGACGGCCAGGCUCCCCGAGUUCUGUGGGGGAUGGGCUGGAGGAUGACAUGUCAAGUAAACUAAACACGGACGCCUUGCCACGGUCACUCUACGGGGCUAAGAUUAACACUGACUUGGACGGAGACGGCAAGGACAGGCUCAAAGCCAAUAAAGAAAAUGAACUGCGGCCAUAUAUACAGAUUCCGUCCCCGGAACCCCCUGUUGAUCCAAAACCUGCAUGGAGAGACACGGUGAAGAAGUCCAGUAAGGGCAGUACUGGCAAGAAGGGGAGACAAGCAGGCAAGUCCACCACAGGGGGUGCAGGGGGAGCUGGUGGGGAGGGGAACGGGGAGGAUGGGGGGAAGAAGAGGUCGUGUAUCAAGAAGAAGGACAAGAAGAAGACGGACAGACACCGGAAGAGUACAAUGGACUCGGAGCCGCAGGUGGAGCCUGUGACAACCAUUGUGGAGGAGAAGAAGACUCCGGAGCCGGAGAAAACUGACGCUGACAAUCACCAGGCUGACAGCAAGGUACCGGAUCUUCCCUCCUCCAGCAAGAACGACAAACUUCGGGAACAGAGGGCAGAUCGAGCCCGGCGCCAGCAGAUCGAGGCAGAGUUCCUCCGUUCUGAUCUCAAUGAGCUGUUGAUGCAGGAAAUGCGCGAUCAUCGCAAGGAGUUUGACUUCGAUGCAGACAGCAUGAGUGACGAUGCUCUCUCUAAGACAUCAAACAGCGUGUCAGAUCUGUCUGACAUGGAUCUUCUCAAAGACUCAUACGACAAUAACCGCGUGCGGAUGAGUUCAUGGCUGACUGGCCGUCUAGCUCUGUCUCAGCAAUCCAGCCGAUUCACCCUGCCAAUGGACAUGAAGGUGCUCGAGAAGAUGACCCCACAGGACUAUCUGCGGACCUACUGUGUCGUAUCCUCCAGGCGCCAUAUACUUUACCAGAAAAUACACUCCAAGAACAGAGACAAGACAGGUGUCAUCCCCUUCAAGGACAUAGAGAAAGCCCUGAAGGAUGUCCUGGUGAACACUAUCAGCAAGGAGGAGGUUACCGAUGUGUGUCAGCUGCUUGAGAUUGAUGAGGAGACAAACAUCGACUACCAGCUGUUCUGUGGAGUUGCAGCCUUCGCUGAGAGGAUUCUGUAUCCCAAGUUUGUGACUGAGGACACAGCCGAGCUACCAGAGUUCCAGAGAGAAAAGAUUGAGUGUGCAGACUUCUGUGCAUUGGAUUGGAAGUUUCAUGGAGUCAAUGUGAAUCCGCCUGUGAAGAAAAUGUUGAAGUCGCUUGGAUGACCUUGAAAUUUAUAGGUGACCUUGACCUUCAUACUACAGCAAUUAUGAUAAUGAAAUGAUGAGUUUGAGCAAGGACAGAAAUAUUGUAUAAAUGUCUACAGCUACACAAAUGUGACGCUAUUCAACAAGUUCAGGGGAAAUGUUGGUGUUGGAAUUGCAAUACUUCCAUGUCCGAAAAUGGAGAUUGGAGAAUUGUGACAACCUCAGGUUGGAAGCUGAUCUCUCUAUGUCCUGUGCUUGUUAUCCACGCAUAUAUAUUAUCAUGUGAUAUAUUUAUUUAUUUAUUUAACACACCAGUUUGGUGUUGUCUGUGAUAAUGGCAAGUCACUGGUCUCAUCAACUGUCUGACUGGUUGUUUGUGAAAUGUGUUGUCUGGGUUGUCUCCCUUGUAUUGUCUGGGUUGUCUCCCUUGUAUUGUCUGGUGCAAUUGGACACAGACUUGGAUGGGCAUAUGAAGACACCUCAAGAGACUUGCGAUGACCUUCAAUAUGUGCUAAAAGAAUCAGGAUGAGAUUUCAAAGUUUUGCUUUAUUAUUGUUCUGUUUGAUAUUUGUGGGAAAAUCACCAAGCACGACAUAUUUGACUAUCUCAAGAGUAUUGGUAUGAGGCUGUGACUAGGAAUUUAAGUAAACGCACCGUGAAAAUGACAUAAAGAUGACCACAGUAUUGCCCACAGUAAUGACACAACAACAAUGACACAAUGAUGAUGACAAUGGAAAUGACACAAUGACACUACAACAAUAACACAAUGACACAAUCGAGUUGACAAUGACAAUAAUGACAACAUGAUGGUAAUGCUAUGGAUUACACACUGGCAACUUUAGACACAAUGUUGAUGACAUGAUCAAGAUGACCCAGUGAUGAUCCACUGAAGGCUAAACAACAAUGUUCUCAUUUUGAGACACAUUAACUAGAUAAUUCCUAUAAACAAGGAUUAGAUGCUUACUGUACUUGAUCAAGUCUCAUAAUUUGACAAAGACAAACCUACAGCAUAUGUUACUGAAAGCGGAUCCUUGAUACAUUGCGAAAACUGCAGUGGCUGAGUGGGUUAGAUGGCUCACUCUUUGUUUUGGCGAUAAGGUGCCUGGCUCAGAGUGUGGGUUCAAAUUCCAGAUUGGACUCAAGGCAACAAAAGUACUAGAAUCUGUACUUUACUGAGAAAGUAUAAUCCCAAAUACAUGUAUUACAUAAUCUAUGGUUCUAUUCCUUCAGUGAUUUGUUAACUAGACAAAUGUGAAUCCAAAAUGGUACAUUCAUUCAAUUGUUCAUAUGGACAGCUGUCAUCAUCAUCAUCAUCAUCCAGAUGUGCAAGAAUCAUGCUUCAUAGAUAAACUCAUUGAACAGCAA
Molecule: messenger RNA, 4742 nt
Organism: Haliotis rubra (blacklip abalone)
Lineage: Eukaryota; Metazoa; Mollusca; Gastropoda; Lepetellida; Haliotidae
Exons: 14
Coding region: 1227-3395 (722 amino acids)
Source: RefSeq, a predicted model, not a curated record